Molecule: messenger RNA, 1731 nt
Organism: Trichosporon asahii var. asahii CBS 2479
Lineage: Eukaryota; Fungi; Basidiomycota; Tremellomycetes; Trichosporonales; Trichosporonaceae
Exons: 5
Coding region: 1-1731 (576 amino acids)
Source: RefSeq, a predicted model, not a curated record
AUGGCCGCAGUCGGAGACGAGAAGCCUCGCGUCGAGCACGUUGAGCGGCUCGAGGCCGUUGUGUCGGCCCCGAGUGUCGACGAUGGCGAUCUCGCGGACGAGAAGGACGUCCAGAUCCGCACUGAGCGGACCGCCGGUGAAGCCAUUGUGGCUCAGCAGACAGCGAUCCCGCUUACGGGAGAGCGUAUCCCGACCUCCAAGCUCGAGUACAUCGUGUUCGCCAUCUUCUACUUCCAGAACAACGGAACGCCGAUCGGCUCGCAGGCUGGCCCUCUACGCCAGAAGCUGCUCUCCAUGGCCUUCCCAGACAGCAACAAGAAGGCCAUCAUCCCCUGGGGCGGCACGCACAUGUUCCUUAACUCGUUCAUCCUCGACUCCUCUGGUAUUCUCUUCGCCGUCACGCUGGUCGUGAUGCUGGUUGUCGGUCCUUAUGCCGACUACGGUACUUGGCGACCGUAUAUCCUGAUGUUCGGAACUGCGCUUUGCUCAGCCAUGACCUUCGGUCUUAUUGGCGUGUACAAGCCAUCACAGUGGGAGCUCGCGAACGGCAUGUGGAUCGUCGGUCAGCUCGGAUACAACAUCUCGGUGUCGUUCUAUCAGGCGACGUUCCCAUCCAUUGCUCGAAACCUGCCUGCUGUGCUGCGUUCGGAGGCUGAUGUUCGUGCCGGUCUGAGGACCCCCGAGGAGCACGACAUCGUUGACCAGUACGAGCGUGCCAAGCUCUACAACAUCUGCAACAUUGUCGGCUCUGCUCUCGUCGUCAUCUUCUACGGCGCCGCGAUCGGCAUCUCGUACGCUAUCACGCACAACAGCACGGCCGACGGCGUCGUCAUCAAGGCCUACCGCGUUCUCCUGGGUUACUUCGGCGGCGCCAUCGUCGUGUGCUGUCUCCCCUACUUCCUCAUCGGCAAGCACCGUCCCGGUCAGCAGGUGCCCGACGGUGUGCCAAUCUGGCAGGUCGGUCCUCGCCAGGCGUGGAGCGCGGCCAAGGCCGUUGUGAAUCUGAGGAACGCCGUUUGGUACCUCAUCGCCUAUGCGCUUCUCGGCGAGGCGAGCGGAACCGCCGGCGGUAUCACGGGAACUCUCCAGGCCAACGUCAUCAACUUCGACCCCGUCCAGAACUCUGCUUUCGGCCUGCUUGCGGACGUUGCGGGUGGUCUCGGCACCGUCUUCAUCCUCUUCAUGCACAAGCGCUUCAAGUUCUCCAUCAAGACGCUCACCCGCUACGGUGCCAUCAUGACACUCAUCCCGCAGCUGUGGGGUGCGAUCGGAACGUGGACACACAAGAUCGGUUUCCACAACUCGUGGGAGUUCUGGGUCAUCCAGUGCUGGAACUUCCAGACCGCCGCCUGGGGCUCGUACUCCAUCACGAUGAUCUCCGAGGUCGUCCCCGCGCCCAAGAUGUACCUUUUCUUCGCCCUGUUCGCCACGAUCAACCGCACUUCGGGAUUCACCGGCCCCUUCAUUUCCAGCGCGAUCAACGAGCGCGCGCACGGCAACACGAACGCGGCGUACUGGUUCUGUCUCGGCCUCGGACUGCUCGGCAUUGUGUUCGUGUGGAUGGUUGAUCCCGACCAGGCCAAGAUCGAGAACGCAAAGUACCUUGAGCGCGAGGCUAACGAGUUCUACUCCCAUGAGCAGCGACAGAGGCAGCGAGAGACGCUCGAGCACGAGCUUAACGAGACCGGCGUCGUUACUGCUGAGAAGGACGCGGAGAAGGCGGCCCACUAG